AUGAAGAAAGAGAGCCCCGCUAAUCCAGUACCCUUGGACUUUCCUGAAGGUGGCCUUGCUGGAUGGGCCACGGUUUUGGGAGCAUUUCUUGUGCAGUUCUGUGGAUUUGGUUAUUCGGCAUCCUUUGGUGUUUACCAAGCUUAUUACACCACGGUAUACAUCACUAAUGAGACCGCCUCUACAAUUUCAUGGAUCGGUGGCGUAAACGCGUCAAUGUCAAUAUUCAUCGGUUUGGUAUCAGGAAGGCUUUUCGACAAAGGAUACUUUUAUCACAUGGUAUGGGGAGGCGCUGUACUGGAUAUCGUGUGUCUAUGGCUUUUAUGUCUUGCUAAACCAGAUAGCUUCUACCAGAAUUUCCUCGCGCAAGGUCUCGGUUGCGGAAUUGCGCAAGGAAUGAUGUACCUUCCCUGUAUCGCCGUCGUAUCACAUUAUUUCAGACAACGACGCGCACUCGCUAUGACCAUAGUCGCAUCUGGAUCGUCAAUGGGGUCUAUCAUACAACCUAUCAUGCUUAAUAACCUUCUGAACACGAAUGGGUUCAAGACUGCGGCCGUCGCCAAUGCUGCUUUGCUCACGGGUAUACUGGUCAUUGCGUGUGCCCUGAUGCGCACGAGGCUUCCCCCUCCGCCUACGUUGAUGCCUUUCAAGACCGCUAUCAUCAAGUUCUCUAAAGAUGGAGCCUAUGUCAUGGGCUGUUUAGGUCUGAUCAUCUUUUCCAUUGGCUACUACUAUCCGUUAUUCUACAUCCAACUCGACGCCGAGAAACACGGUCUUUCCUCCCACAUCAACUUCUACGUCUUGGUCAUUUUGAACGUGUUCAGCUUCCUUGGACGUCUCAGUCCUGGUUUUCUCGCUAACAAAGUUGGUGUGCCAAAUCUCAUUACGAUGGGCAUGUUCGGGUGCUCCGUUGUAAUGUUAGGCAUGAUCGGAGCGAAAUCUGUAGGCAGCUUCAUCGUCAUUGCUAUUCUCUAUGGAUAUUGCGCAGGAACAUUUAUAUCUCUUGCUAAUCCCCUCCUGGCUGGAUUCGCUACAGACCAGAUGGAAGUUGGCGCUCGUAUGGGCAUUGGCUUCACUCUUUCCGGUAUCGGUGCUCUAGUCGGUGGAUCUAUCGAGGGAGCUCUUCUGACGACCGAGUACGUUUGGUGGAAGCCUGCCGUGUUCAGUGGUGUAUUCGCACUCGCUGGAGUAGCCCUCAUGGUAGUAAUGCUGAUCAUGAUUUACGAGCGCAAAAAGGCAAAGGCAAAAGCGGCCGCUACUGCUAAUGCUUCUGAGAAGGCAUAA
Lentinula edodes (shiitake mushroom) is the source of this 1281-nucleotide messenger RNA. Its product is annotated as MFS general substrate transporter. The transcript is spliced from 13 exons. Gene Ontology annotation, cellular component: fungal-type vacuole membrane. Gene Ontology annotation, biological process: transmembrane transport. The coding region runs from base 1 to 1281 and encodes 426 amino acids. Gene Ontology annotation, molecular function: transmembrane transporter activity. Lineage: Eukaryota; Fungi; Basidiomycota; Agaricomycetes; Agaricales; Omphalotaceae. The record is from RefSeq and is a predicted model, not a curated record.